CUUGUUAUUUCUCUCUCUCUCUCUCUCUCACACUCUAUCUCUAUCUCUCACUCUCUCUCCAUCCCUGACUCUCUCCCCUACCAUCUGAGUGGUGGUUGUUUUUUAGAGGGACGGAGGAACUGGGUUGCUGCCUCUUCUUCAGUCACUUUAAUCAACUGAAAGUGUAAAGAAUGACAAAGCCAAAAUUCAGGCCUUGCCCAAGCUGCCAGGUCCGUCAGCAGGCUAACCGCAAAACCUGCAGUGCUUGUUUUGCCACACUGCCAAGCAAGCGGUUAUUGAAAACUGCAAAAAUUAAUGAUGACUGGGGCCAGAGGGUCAUCAAAAACAAAAAUGCAUCUCGGGUGGUGGCCUCUGCCCAAAUAGCUGUCCAAAAACUUUCUGCCUUGGGCUAUAUGCCCAUAUUAUUUAUCAGCCAGAGGCACAAGGGCACAGGAAAAUUGAUGGCAGAUGUAGUAACGCAUCUGCCACCGACGCAGAACAACACACGUUUCUUAACCAGCAUGAAGAGGGCAUAUGACUUCAUGAUCAAACUGGAUGAUGUGUCCCAGUCCCAGCAAGACCAGCCCCUAGACCAGCCCCAGCAAGACCAGCCCCUAGACCAGCCCCAGCAAGACCAGCCCCUAGACCAGCCCCAGCAAGACCAGCCCCUAGACCAGCUAAUCCCACAAGACCACCAACUGAUUACACUUGAAGUAUGUCCAAUCGUCUCUCAGGCUCAGCAGCAUGUGGAGCUUCUACCACCAAGGAAAAGACAAACCCCACCAUCCAGCCCAGGCCAAGACAGACAAGCCCCACCAUCCAUCCAACCUCAACUAAAGAAAAGACAAACCACAGGUACAGGAGCCACACAAGCCCCACCCUCGACCCUGGCCAAAAAGAAGAAAACAAAAAGUUGCAAAUGCAGUCGACAGACAAUUUAUCCAUAUGAUAAAAUAUUGGAAAGACGGAUGAAUGGGGGGAAGGCAGCAGAGGUGAAAGUGCGUUGGCUACCUUGCUCUUCCUGUGGCAGAGUCUGGGAGGACACCUGGGGAGCCGGCCAGCAAAUUCGCCUGAUGACUAAUACUAUCAAUUAUGAGAGUUCUUAA
This is a messenger RNA of Carassius auratus (goldfish), 1085 nucleotides long. RefSeq lists its product as uncharacterized. Lineage: Eukaryota; Metazoa; Chordata; Actinopteri; Cypriniformes; Cyprinidae. The transcript is spliced from 10 exons. The record is from RefSeq and is a predicted model, not a curated record. Bases 171 to 1085 code for a protein of 304 amino acids.